Messenger RNA from Hemiscyllium ocellatum (epaulette shark), 1995 nucleotides. It is a transcript of the gene naa40, whose product is annotated as N-alpha-acetyltransferase 40, NatD catalytic subunit. The record is from RefSeq and is a predicted model, not a curated record. NCBI's taxonomy places the organism in Eukaryota, Metazoa, Chordata, Chondrichthyes, Orectolobiformes, Hemiscylliidae. Gene Ontology annotation, molecular function: histone H4 acetyltransferase activity; protein N-terminal-serine acetyltransferase activity; histone H2A acetyltransferase activity. Gene Ontology annotation, cellular component: nucleus. The transcript has 8 exons. Bases 129 to 776 code for a protein of 215 amino acids.
CAGAAAAGGAAGAGGGUGUAGUGAGAAAGGGGAGACUGUGCUAGGAGUUUGUUGAAGCGUUAUUUGCAGAGAGAAAGUCAUCUAAAGCCAAGGAGAAGAAGCAAAGAAGACUGGAGGAGAGAGCAGCAAUGGAUGCUGUCUGUGCAAAAGUUGAAACGGCAAACAAGCUCAAUGAUCCAUUAGCAUCUUUUCCUUCCUUCAAAAAAUAUGACAGAAAUGGAAUGAACAUAGUGAUAGAGUGUAAAAGAGUAACAGACUUGGACCCCAGCACUCUGGACUGGGCAGUGGAACUGACCAAGACGAACAUGCAGACCAUGUAUGAGCAAAGUGAGUGGGGCUGGAAGGAUCGGGAGAAGAAGGAAGAGAUGACAGAUGAACGAGCGUGGUACCUGGUUGCACGGGAAGGAGACAGUGCGGUGCCAGCAGCUUUCUCACAUUUCCGAUUUGAUGUGGAGUGUGGGGAGGAAGUACUGUACUGUUAUGAGGUUCAGCUGGAGAGUCGGGUGAGGAGAAAAGGGUUGGGCAAAUUCUUAAUGCAGAUUCUACAGCUUUUAGCAAACAGUACACAGAUGAAGAAAGUGAUGUUAACAGUAUUUAAGCACAACCAUGGAGCUUAUCAGUUCUUCAAAGAGGCGAUGCAGUUCGAUAUUGAUGAGUCAUCUCCCAGUGUCUCUGGGUGCUGUGGAGAUGACUGCUCCUACGAGAUACUAAGUCGGAGAACCAAAUAUGGGGAGCACCCACAUGGCAGUCCACACUGCGGAGGAUGCUGUCAUUGAAAGAUCAACAUUGAGCCCCCAUCUCCACCCCUCUAAAAUUCCCCUUCCAAACAGAUUCAUCAUACCAUGUGAAAAUGGAAACUGAGUUCAAUGUAGAAGCUAUCACAGCAUGUAAACUGUUGGAGAAAGCUUUGCUUGAAAGAUUUCUUUUCCAAACAUCCACUUAUCUAUAUGUACUGUGAAUAAAACCCAGACUCUCUCUGCCAGCCCCUACAACUCCAUAGCUGGCCAUUUGGAGCCAAAUCUCUUUGCUGUUUACGAGCUAAAUGAGAGCACAUCCUUCUAAAUAGUAAAAAGGCUGUUUCCAACUUUUUUUUUUAAGAAGCAACUUAUUUAUAUAUAAAAAUGUUUUUGAAAUAAUUGUCCAGUCUGAGCAGAAUAUCGAACAGAAAAAUACUGGAAUUGUGGGAUUUUUCUAAAGUUCAAUUUUUGAAUAACAUUUCAGCCAGUUUGAGGACAUACUGUAUAUUAUGUCUGUAAUAUAUUUAAUAAAACAGUUUUCUUUGAAUAUUUUCCAUUUUUAAUUCCCAUACACACUUGUAAUGAGUACUGCCUAUGUAAACCUGUCACAGGGUAAUAACACCCUGCUGUCUGGAGGUACUUAGCGUCUGACGACCUUACAUUGGUAGUGCUAUUGUCCAUGUGCAGGUUGAAAUUUGGAAUGGAAUUAAGAGCAGAAAUGUGGCAUUAAAAUAGGGUUUAAUCUCCAACUGGUCCGGUUAUUCCUCUCACUCUUCACCUGAAGUCUGCAAUAGCUCCCCACUAUCUCUAGAUUUUAAUAUAAAUAGAAACGAAUAUGUCCUUUUACUAGUUUUAUGUCUGGGUCUGACACUGCUAGCACCAAAUUGCAGAUUAAAUUACCUGGGGUUGUAAUGAUUGUACGUGACCAAGAAAAAGUUUGAGUACUGUGAAUGGGUCUGAUGACUAUCACCUAGAUCUGUUGAGUCAGCUAGUGCAUGUCAACCUGGAUAUGUUUUUAAAGUAUUGUUGGGUUUUGUGUCUUUGUCAUAGACAACCGGAAACUGAAAUCCAAACCAUAAAUUGUCCUUUACGUUGCAAACUUCCCUCUGAUUAUCUUUUCAUUUUUGAAUCAUGUCUAACUCUACUUGUGCAUAUUAGGAUUUGAUACUCAAAACAGGAUGCAUUUCCAAACAAACUAUUUGUACCAUGGGGUUGUGGGCCUUGUUUUUAAUAUAUUCAAUAAAUCUUUUUUACUGUU